AUGACUGUUGGAGUAUUUUCAGAGUGGCGCAAGUUCUCCAUAAGUCUCAGUGAACUAUGUAUCAACACGACCUUACGCUGUGGCCAAUCGUUUCGAUGGCAACGUGUGCCUGAUACUGAUGAAUGGCGAUGCGUACUCCACGGCCGACUUUUAUCUUUGAGGCAAGACCCGGAGUAUCUCUACUACAGAACACACCGUUCGCCCAGUCUGCUAUCGAAAUCUCCUUCCACAUCCUCCCCGUCGCAUGUAGACUCAAGCAGCAUUCCCGGGAGCACGAACCAACACACCGUUCAAGAAAGAUCGUCAGGAACUGAUCAGGAUGAUGAGUCGCUGAAAAUCCUCAAACAUUACCUGAACCUAUCUUCGAAUCUCACGGAUCUCUACACUCAAUGGUCCUCGCAAGAUCCCAACUUCAAGAAAAAAGCGCCUCAAUUCACCGGGAUCCGAAUACUUCGCCAAGAUGCCUGGGAAGCUCUUGUAUCAUUCAUCUGCAGCAGCAACAACAAUAUAUCGCGCAUCUCGCAGAUGGUGGAAAAGCUCUGUGUCAAUUAUGGACCGCUCGUUGCAACGGUCGGCGAGCGCGCGUACCAUGAUUUCCCCACUCCCGAGGCGUUGACCGGCGACGAUGUUGAGAGCCGUCUCCGUAGCCUAGGGUUCGGAUACCGGGCCAAAUACAUAUAUCAAACAGCACUGAUAGUGGCAAAGGAACGGGGACAGGGCUGGCUAGACUCGUUACGAAAUCCAGAAUGCCCUGCGUUCGGCAUCGAGCCUGUGCCUGGUGGUGAAAUGCAGCCUGAGGGUAGGCAGGGGUACCGGUAUGCGCAUGAGCAAUUGUUAGAACUGCAGGGCGUUGGACCGAAGGUCGCUGAUUGUGUCUGCCUGAUGGGCCUGGGUUGGGGUGAGGCGGUGCCGGUCGAUACGCAUGUCUGGCAGAUUGCGCAAAGAGAUUACAAGUUCGGCAGGGGCGCCCAUAAAUCGCUAACGAAAGCUACCUACGACGCCGUUGGUAACCACUUUCGCAAGCUCUGGGGCCAGGAGGCUGGCUGGGCCCAUAGUGUGCUCUUCACGGCGGAUUUGAGGAGCUUCUCGGAUAGAUUGGCGGUCUCGACUAAAAAGGUGGAUGUAAAAGUCGCCGUGAAGGAGGAGGAUGACGACAAAAAUUCUGUGGCGGUAAUGGCGGAGGUCGCAACUUCGACGGCGACUGCCGUGAAAAGGCCCGCAAGUGAGGUUGGAGUGAAAUCUGAGAAGAUUGAGGAGACUAAGGAAAGUUUGAAGGCCAUCAUCGAAGCUUCACAAACCACGACUACGAGAAGGAUGUCGAAGCGGCUUCGGAACCGUUGA
Molecule: messenger RNA, 1341 nt
Organism: Aspergillus clavatus NRRL 1
Lineage: Eukaryota; Fungi; Ascomycota; Eurotiomycetes; Eurotiales; Aspergillaceae
Product: 8-oxoguanine glycosylase OGG1
Exons: 3
Coding region: 1-1341 (446 amino acids)
Biological process (GO): nucleotide-excision repair; base-excision repair; base-excision repair, AP site formation
Cellular component (GO): nucleus
Molecular function (GO): 8-oxo-7,8-dihydroguanine DNA N-glycosylase activity; damaged DNA binding
Source: RefSeq, a predicted model, not a curated record